AUGUCGAAGAUUUUAGAAGCGCCGUUGUCCCUAAAGGCAGAUGUUUGGACACAUUUUGGUUUUAAAGCAAAGGAAGGAAACCAAGGGAUCGAUAAAACAAAUGCAAUCUGCAAGCAUUGCCAGGCUUCUAUACGCUACACCGGUAAUACAACUAACCUGCGCUCCCACCUGCAAAGACACCAUGCAGACAAGCUAGCUUCGCCGCAGCCCAAAAAAACACGGGACCCCACGCAAACUACUUUGGACAACACAACAUCCAAGCUUCCAUCUAACUCAGUCCAUGCACAGAAGAUUACGGAGUCUGUGGUGCAUUAUAUUUGCAAAGGUUUAUGUCCCUACAGUGUCGUCGAGAACACAGGCUUGAUCAACACGUUAGAUCCCCGUUACGUGAUCCCUACCCGCAGCUACAUGACCGACAAAGCAGUACCGAGAAUAUAUGACAAAGUCAAAGACGAUGUUAAGUCAGCCCUGAGUUCUGCCCCACGAGUGGCACUGACUUGUGACGGGUGGACAUCGCGAGCCACGGAAGCUUUUGUUACAAUCACUUGCCAUUACGUUGACGAGGAGUGGGAACUGAUGUCGCACGUGUUACAAACGCGAGCCAUGCACAAGAGCCAUACGGGGUCAAACAUUGCAGAGUUACUGAAAGCGGCGCUGGAGGAGUGGGACCUCGUAUCCAAAGACCCAGCUAUUGUGACUGACAACGCCGCAAAUAUGAGCGUCGCAGCGGAGCUUGCCGGUAUGUUGCAUUUCAGGUGCUUCGCUCACACUUUAAACCUGGCCUCGCAGCGUGCACUGAAGCUUCCUGCUGUCGCUCGUUUAUUGGGACAUGUUAGACGGAUAUCCACCUUUUUAAAGCGCAGUAUCACAGCCAGCCACGUACUUCGACAGAAGCAGAAGUUGCUCGAGUUGCCUGAACAUAAACUGAUCACUGAUGUUGUGACGCGCUGGAAUAGCGCGCAUGAUAUGCUUGAGCGCUUUCUUGAGCAGCAACCCGCUGUCUCCGCUGCUCUUCUGUCCAACGAGCUUAGGAAAACCGAGAAAGAAGUUUGCACCCUAUGUGAGUCGGACAUUACAUCUGCGGAGGAGAUGGUGGAUGCAAUGAAGCCCAUGAAGAUUGCUACUCUUGUAAUGUCAAAAGAAAGCUCUCCAACACUGUCAGUUGUGGCCCCUCUUCAUGCUCAGCUCAUCCAGGAUUUCCAAGAGAGCAGAGCAGAUAGUGAGAUAGUGAAAGAAAUCAAAGCGGCUAUUUGCCAAGAUUUGAGCAAGAGGUACAUGGAUCAGCAGAAAGAGACCAUGUAUGUAUGUUCAGCACUCGAUCCAGGAUUCAAAGCUUUGCCCUUCCUUCCUGAUGAUGAACGAGAGGAAAUAUACUUGAGAAUCACUGCAGAAGCUCGAAGAAUUCAAGAACUAUUUCAGGAAGAGGCUAAAGUGAUACCAGGACAGGAGGACAAUCAUGUGGAAGACAAGGAUGACAUUCCUGCCAGCCCACCACCCAAGAAGAAAAAGGACUUGUGCUGUUUGGCUGAUCUGCUUGGUUCAACUUACAGUGCAGGUCCUGCGGUGAGACACAGAACCACACAGGCCCAGGCAGAAGAGGAGAUGUCAAGGUACAAGGAGGCACCACCCCUGUCUCUUGCUGAGGGAAGUCCACUCAGUUGGUGGAAAGAGCACCAGAAUGAAUAUCCACUAAUGUCACGCCUUGCCAAAGUGUACCUGUGCAUUCCAGGGACUAGUGUCUCCUCGGAGCGCGUUUUCUCUACGGCAGGCGAUAUCGUAACAGCACAGAGAAGUGUACUAAGCUCAAAGCAUGUUGACCAACUUCUGUUUUUGAACAAAAAUCUUAAGUCAUAG
Messenger RNA from Labeo rohita (rohu), 1854 nucleotides. Its product is annotated as E3 SUMO-protein ligase ZBED1. Lineage: Eukaryota; Metazoa; Chordata; Actinopteri; Cypriniformes; Cyprinidae. Gene Ontology annotation, molecular function: protein dimerization activity; DNA binding. The coding region runs from base 1 to 1854 and encodes 617 amino acids. The transcript has 2 exons. The record is from RefSeq and is a predicted model, not a curated record.